This is a messenger RNA of Marasmius oreades (fairy-ring Marasmius), 1086 nucleotides long. RefSeq lists its product as uncharacterized. Gene Ontology annotation, molecular function: phosphatidylinositol-4,5-bisphosphate phospholipase C activity. Gene Ontology annotation, biological process: lipid metabolic process; intracellular signal transduction. NCBI's taxonomy places the organism in Eukaryota, Fungi, Basidiomycota, Agaricomycetes, Agaricales, Marasmiaceae. The transcript has 10 exons. The record is from RefSeq and is a predicted model, not a curated record. Bases 1 to 1086 code for a protein of 361 amino acids.
AUGGGGCUCAAGAUUCAAAUAUUCGCACCUCUUUUUCAGGGCCUAUUUAUACGGGAAUGGUGGUCGAUGGCCGAAUACUCUCAUCUCUCCGAGAUCGAUCCAGAGAUCGCUCCUUUAAUUGGAUCUAUUCCAAAGCUUGUAAUUGACGCGAAGACGCUUCCCGCAAUCCGACAAAUAUCUGCAGAGGCUCUUCAAAAAGAGAGCAAGUACGAACCCUUACUUCCAGAGAGUUCUGAAUACACAGUUAAAGAUCAUGAAAUCGAUGUUGGUGAAGGGGUUAAGGUGCUUGCGAGGUCCGUAAUACCCACUCCACGGGCCGGUGAGGAUGGCAAGUUUCCACUGUUAUUCUGGAUCCAUGGUGGAGGUUUUACGAUAGGAAAUCUUCAUUUGGACGAUCAUCGGCUUAGGAUUGCGAGCGUCAAACUACGCCUUUCGGUAGUGAACUGCCAAUAUCGUUUAGCUCCAGAGCACCCUUUCCCAGCUGCGGUUAAUGACCUGACUGCAGCUUUAAAAUAUGUUGCUUCUCACCCGGACACUUUUUCUGCUUCGUUAAAGAAAGGCUUCCUUAUUGGAGGUCAAUCUGCAGGCGGAAAUUUAGCUGCAGUACUUUCUUGGAUCGCUCGAGAUGAUCCCUUCUUCAAAAACACGCCACUAACUGGGCAGUUCUUAGAAAUUCCGUCUGUGUGUCACCACGAGGCGUACCCGGAGAAGUACAAGUCGUCCCUCUUGUCUUAUGAACAGAACAAGGAUGUGCCGAUGUUGAAUAGGGAUCUUCUCCUCAAGUUUAGGGAAUAUUACAAUGCACCGCCAUCAGAUCCAAGAUCCUCUCCUCUCCUCUUGUCUUCACACAAAGGUCUACCCCCUGUCUUUCUCCAGGUUUGUGGACUGGACCCUUUGCGCGACGAAGGCUUUUUAUAUGAGAAGGUGUUGAAGGAAGCAGGUGUUCCCACCAAGCUUGAAGUGUACCCAGGCGUGCCUCACGGAUUCCAUGCAUAUCUCUUUGAUAUCAAGCAAGCUGCGAAAUUCAGAGAGGACUUCAACGACGGGCUGCAGUGGCUCCUUGAAGUUGGAAAGCCGACCUCUUGA